AUGGACAUCCCAACUAGGACCCGUCGACCAUCAACUCCCAACGGCUCAGAGAUGUCUGUUCCUAGAACUGGAACAAACAACCCCAUGCCACUGUCAGAAUCUACGUUGCCCAAAGAGCCAUCAACGAAAGAAAGAGUGGAUCCGACAUCCUCAGCCACGAGUGUCCCUGGUGACCAUGAGUUCCCCAAGGAGUCACCACCACGUCGUGUGUCAGAACAGUCAGUUCUUCAACCCCACACCUUCAAACACAGGAAGCCCAUCACGGACUAUGUCAGUUUAAAAUGGGAGAGGGACGGCACGCUCAAGGACUACGUUCAUCGAAAAGAUCCGGUGAAUUGUGAACAAUGCACAUUGAACACACACCCUGAAAGCGAGGACAAAAACAUCGGUGAUAUCGUACUUCGAUACUCACAAUACCAGAAGGGGGACACUAAGCUUGACGCGCCUUCGUCAUCAACGAACGGCACAACGAACGACACAACGAACAACCAGGCGGCAGCGCUUACUAUCCCGGCACCACAAUACCUCAAAAUCGAAAAACCCAGAAAAUUCUUCACCAAAGGUCGCAUCUUCAAAACCGUCUGGUUUGAGCCCUUUGGCGAGUUCUCCGGCUCCUCGCGCGCCCGCCCCUCCGAGCUCGCAUACCAUGAGUCGUGCCCGGACUACAGCGGCACAGGAGAAAAGCCCUACGGCCGAUACCGGUGGUUUGUUGUCAUCCGCAAGCAGCAGCAACACUCCUUGUGCUUCGCCAUCGUCAACGGAGGGGUAAAGUCCAUGGCUAAGAACAGAGCCAGAGGCGAGCACCUGGCUGUGCUGUACUCGACUAGCGUACCGCCACCUGAGCCGGACAAGGAGGAGGGGAUUGUGUUUGGCCCCCUCGCGGUGAUCAUGGAGGAGGGCAAACAGAAUAUUAGUCCCCUCGCGAGACUGGAUUGCAGCAGGGUGUUUACGGUGGAGGACGAUUUGAAGGUGAUGAAGAUUGGAAGAGUGCAUCCCGAUUUCUAUGAGAAGCUGGACGAGUAUUACAGGAAGACAUGCUUUGAUGAACCGGUGAAGUCCAAUGGGACUUAG
Messenger RNA from Sordaria macrospora k-hell, 1071 nucleotides. NCBI's taxonomy places the organism in Eukaryota, Fungi, Ascomycota, Sordariomycetes, Sordariales, Sordariaceae. The record is from RefSeq and is a predicted model, not a curated record.